Emiliania huxleyi CCMP1516 is the source of this 1339-nucleotide messenger RNA. RefSeq lists its product as hypothetical. The record is from RefSeq and is a predicted model, not a curated record. Gene Ontology annotation, biological process: G protein-coupled receptor signaling pathway. Lineage: Eukaryota; Haptophyta; Isochrysidales; Noelaerhabdaceae. The annotation marks the transcript as partial. Gene Ontology annotation, molecular function: G protein-coupled receptor activity. The transcript has a single exon. Gene Ontology annotation, cellular component: membrane.
AUGCUGUCGUCGCUGCUACUGCCGACGCUCGCUGCUGGUGGUGUUGACGUGAACGUCGCCGCUCUUUUCAUGCUCUCGUACAAAGCGGUGUCGACCGCCGAGAGCUGCGCUGGCGUGGGCAACUGGCGGAAUGGCACGUGCUGGGAGAUUGAGCCGAUGCAAGCUGUAGUCGUCAGCGCGCUACUCGGAGUGACGGACUUCAAUUCGCGAAACGCAAGUGCUCUCCCCGCGCUUAGAUCUUUGACGGCUUGCGACAAGCAGCUCCGAUUUCGGUUGCUCGACAGCGGCGGCUCGGUCUCAAAGUCAAUCCUCGCGCUGGGAGACCUUUCCGCUGGCACCGACCUCGUCAUCGGACCCGGCCGCAGUUCCGUCUCAACCACCAUAGCGCGCAUGACCGGGGCUCACAACAUCCCUCAAAUCUCGUACUGGUCCACAUCGCCCGAUCUUGACAACAUCGCUCGCUACCCGCGAUUCAUGAGGACCAUUCCCUCCGACCUUAGUACUGCGUCGAGCCUCUGCAACUUGUGGAAGCAUGAGCUCGGGCUUUCAAACGUGGCCGUGCUCUUCGUAGAUGAUCCGUACGGCCGCGCCUACGAGGAAGCAGCGAAGGCCGCUUGCCUGACCCUCGGGUUGACGUUUGUCAGCAGGGAGUUCUCCAACUCCAAUGAGGAUUCAAUCCGCGAGGAGUCGAUCCGUUCUGCGGCCAUCAGCCUAUCCAGCAGUGGCGCCAAGGCGGUGCUAGUCAUCACUUUCCCAACGAGCCUUGGCCUGAUUGUAGAGGCCGCGCUGGUCACCGGCCUGCUCAGACCUGGCACCUCCUUUAUGUUUGCAGACGGUGUCACCGCGGCGGAGUUGGACAUGGUACACGGAGAGGGGCGGGCCGCGCUGAACGGUAGCCUGCAGAUCAAGGCGUGCGGCGCGACCGACGACAAUCCGCAGUGGGCGAGGUUUGACGACGAGCGAUGGGCGACACUUCAGCCCGGAGACUUCAACGAGCACCUGCCUGCCGACUGGCAGCUGCGCGACAACUUUUUUCGCGAUCCGCUAUCGAGAGGCUGGCUGCCAUCCGGCGGCUCGUUUGCUUACGACGCUGUCGUGGCGGCGGGGUUGCUAUCGUGCAACGUGACCCCGACGGGCCCGCUUUCGUCGUCAUUUGGCACGCGGUUCUGGGAGUCCAAGCAGACGCUGUCGUUCGAAGGCCUCUCGGGGCGCGUGGAGUUCGACGAGAAGGGCGACAGGAGUGGUGCCAAUGUGCACCUGUUCAACCUGGUCGACCAGGGUGGCUUCUCCGAGAAGUACGUGGCGCGACUCAGCAGCGGCGAGUGGGUCUGGGAGGGCG